Molecule: messenger RNA, 1546 nt
Organism: Vitis vinifera (wine grape)
Lineage: Eukaryota; Viridiplantae; Streptophyta; Magnoliopsida; Vitales; Vitaceae
Exons: 8
Coding region: 82-1338 (418 amino acids)
Molecular function (GO): oxidoreductase activity
Source: RefSeq, a predicted model, not a curated record
AUGAGCUUUCACGGCCGAGAGGUUUAGAGGUGGAUUGAGACUUGAGAGUAGAGAUAAGGGCAGUGCUUUUGAGGUGAAGCCAUGGUCUCCAUCGCCACAAUCCCUGCUUUUCCCUGCAACAACACCCGUUCAUUCCCUCGCCAUUUCCUCACUCGCCGUUCCUUCUCUCGCCAUAUCCUCACUCGCCGUUCCACACCACCCUCAUUCAGUGCUGGAACAUGGAGGAGCACAGCCAUCACUUCCAAACUCAAAGAAAAGACUGCUUUGGAGUACAGGAAACUUGGGGACUCUGAUCUUAAUAUCAGCGAGAUUACUCUUGGAACGAUGACAUUUGGGGAACAGAAUACUGAGAAUGAGGCUCAUGAGAUACUCAGUUACGCGUUUGAGCAUGGGAUUAAUGCUCUGGACACUGCAGAAGCUUAUCCAAUUCCAAUGAAAAAGGAGACACAAGGGAAAACCGAUCUGUACAUCGCCAGUUGGCUGAAAUCUCAACCCCGUGAUAAGGUUAUUUUGGCAACAAAAGUAUGUGGUUAUUCAGAGCGAUCAAGUUACUUGCGUGACAAUGCAAAGGUUUUGCGUGUUGAUGCCGCUAAUAUUAGAGAAAGUGUGGAGAAGAGUCUUAAGCGCCUCAACACUGAUUAUAUUGAUCUAUUGCAAAUUCAUUGGCCAGACCGUUAUGUGGCAUUGUUUGGCGAGUUUUCUUAUGAUCCUUCAAAAUGGAGACCAAGCAUACCAUUUGUAGAGCAACUCAAGGCCUUUCAGGAACUUAUUGAUGAAGGAAAGGUACGAUAUAUUGGUGUUUCUAAUGAAACUUCAUAUGGAGUGAUGGAAUUUGUUCAUGCAGCAAAAGUUGAAGGACUUCCAAAAAUCGUCAGUAUCCAGAACAGCUACAGUUUGCUAGUUAGAUGUCGUUUCGAAAUUGAUCUUGUUGAAGUCUGCCACCCUAACAAUUACAACAUUGGCUUACUUGCUUAUUCCCCACUUGGUGGUGGAUCAUUGUCUGGCAAGUAUUUAGAUAUUAAUUCUGAAGCUGCAAAAAGAGGAAGGCUCAACCUCUUUCCUGGCUACAUGGAAAGAUAUAACAGAUCUAUUGCCAAGGAAGCAACAAUAGAAUAUACGAAGGUGGCCAAGAAACAUGGGCUGACUCUAGUUCAGCUUGCCCUGGGAUUUGCGCGAGACCGUCCAUUUAUGGCAAGUUCGAUUGUUGGUGCAACUUCUGUCGACCAACUAAAAGAAGAUAUCGAUGCCUUUGUGACAACAGAACGGCCUCUGCCAGCAGAAGUGAUGGCGGAUAUAGAGAGUACUUUCAAGAGAUACAAAGAUCCAGCAAUCCUUUGAAGACUGAAAUUUACACGUCUCACUAUUUUAUUUCUUUUGCCCAAUUCUUUUAGGUGUGGGUAAUGUAAUUGCUGCAUCUUACACCUGAACAGAGUUGAAGCUUAACAGAACAAAACCCAUUGUGCACUAUGGUUACAUGUUAUAUAAGCCCUCCCUCAAGUAUCAUGAAGGAAAUAGAUGAGGCCAAUAUAUCUACUCCUUGUGAAAA